Molecule: messenger RNA, 1558 nt
Organism: Trachymyrmex cornetzi
Lineage: Eukaryota; Metazoa; Arthropoda; Insecta; Hymenoptera; Formicidae
Gene: zfh2
Product: Zn finger homeodomain 2
Exons: 3
Coding region: 85-600 (171 amino acids)
Source: RefSeq, a predicted model, not a curated record
AGGCCAGGCUCUCUCCCAACCUCAGUCGCGUUCUGGCCAUCAACAGCGGCUGCAGGCUUGAGCGGCGGUCUACUCGGAAGUGCUAUGAUGCCACUGCACGUGGAGGGUGGCUCGCAAGUGCAGGUGCCGCGGGCCCUGAUGCAGGCGUUCCUGCAGCAGGAUCCGAAUCAUCCGGGCUUGGAGACGGUCCGCUUGCCGGCUCCGUCGUGUGGCGCCGACGAAGGCGGACCACCCCAACACUGUCGCGAAGUGGAGACUGAGCUGUGCCUCGUCUGUCGCCGUUGCGGUCGCGCGUAUCCGCAGGAGUCGUCGCUAUUGGCACACCAGCGAUCCUGCUAUCUGGGCAAUCAGCAACGUCGCGGCGCCCUGCGUCUCGUGCAAGUGCGUUACUGCUGUUCGUUAUGCGAGCCCGGCGUAUCAACGCGCACCUACACCACCGUGAGCGAGUGGCGUCGUCACGCCGAGACGCUGCAGCAUCGGAGUACGACUGGUCAGCUACAGGCCAGUGACCGGGUCGGCAGUCAGGACAACAACAAUGGACCCGAUGCCAAGCGGCAGAAGCUGGUGCAAGAAGUCACCGCUCUCGCCGGUGCACGUUAAACGCCAUCAUAUCGGAGCUCGGGGAUUGGUCUACCAUCUCUCUCAAAAACAGGAAAGUUGCGCGCACAAAAUGGCAGCGAAUAACAAUAGAACUAGGGACUGCAAAAGGAAAAUGUGGAAAGAUGGGCAAAAGAGGGAGAGACGAGAACCUAUAGACGUCACUUGGAGGAGGUCGGACCCCGAGGACGUCGCAGUGAACGAGCCAAUGUUCCUAACCGGCGAUUAACGGGCAAGCACGGAGUGUCCAUCUCGGUGAUGCACCCCGUCGGGGGCAUUUGCCCCGUGGCGGUAGGAGAGGGGGCAGGAAAGGGAGGCACAUUACUCAGGCGCGGAUGGCGGACGGUCAUUGAUGUUCUCUCUCUUAAUUUCGUCGUAAUUUAUGCACCGCCAGCACAUAACCACCCUCCAACCGCUUCCCUGCCCCCUGGCCCCCGCCCCCCGCGGUUCGCCUAUUAUUUUUGUAAUGCGAAUCCUGCGCAGCGCGCGCCGUGAAAAUGCGCGCUCUCCAAAGUUCCUCUCGUAGCACGAAAGAAAAAGAAAAAAAUUAAUAAUAAAAAAAAAGGUAGCAAAAGGACAGAGAGAGAGACUCGACGAAGGACGAGCUAGUCUAGGUGGAAUCGACUGCGGAACGAUCGAACGAGCACGAUCGAGAAAUCCUCCUUGCUGGUCGGCCAACAACCGAUCGAUCGGUCGAUCGAUCAGUCAGUGGCUCGAUCGGAUCGAGCUGAUCUUGGGCGCGAUUCUUCUCGGAACGAUGUGCGCGGUAUGUUUCCAGGUGAGGAGAGUACGGGAAGUUCCGGAGGGAAAGUGCGUCGUGCGACGCGGAACGACGCGCGUCGAGGUGGGCUAACUUAAACGUUCCUAUGUAAAGUAAUAAUAAAGAUUUAAAGCAGAGUUACUAAGAAAAGAAAAAGAGAAGCAGGAAGAUACAAGCGGACGCUAUUAGGCGCGGCGUAUA